GGGGCUGACUACGCGCUAUCGACGUUGAGACGGUUGAGCUUGUUGUUUGGUUUCAUCGUGGGUUACCUCGGCAAAGCAGUGAGUCGAGAGUUUCUUGAUUGCAGGUGUAACGUCUCAGAUUUUACCAAGACUAAUGAUGAAGUUGUUGUUCAUAGAAGUACUAAUCUUCUUUCUACACUCUUCAGCAGCAGAUUUUGACCUUCGGACAAAUUCAUCUGUAGUGGGCUCUCUGGCUGGGACAGUCUCUUUGUCUUGCUCUCUUUCUCCUUCCCAGGAUGCACUUGGCAUGCAGGUUGAAUGGUUUUAUGGCAAAAGUAUUGGAGAUGUUCAAGUGUUUUUCUACAGCAAUGGAAAAGGUCAAGGAAGUAAAGGAUACGAAUUCCGUGCAAAAAUGGACCAGUCACAGAUGACAUCUGGUAUUCUUUCUCUGGUCCUUUCCAACCUGACCAGUGCAGACAGUGGAAAUUAUUGGUGUAAAGUAAUCGAUGGGGCAUUGGAAAAAUAUGUAAUGACAGAAUUAAAAGUAGGACAUAUGGGCACCAGGCCCGAAUUCCAAAUGGACAAGUAUGCCUCCCGCAUUGUAACUCUCUCAUGUGUGUCUAAUGACUGGUACCCAGCUCCUGUGGUAUCGUGGGUAGUGGGAGAAGAUGGAAAGCCAAUGGCAAGUGAGAAGUCCGAAGAUAUUGCAAAUAACAAGGCACACAUUAAUGUCAGAGAAACACUGAGCCUGAGAGCAGAAAAUGAUCUUCAAGUGACCUGCAUAAUGUCAAACCCAGUGCUUGGUACCAAGACCCAGGAGACUCUACGGAUCACUGGUGAUUUCCCCCCAGAUGUUUCACCCUGGUUUAUUGCGUUCAUUGUGCUUUUCCUGAUAGUACUUGCCAUUGCUGCAUGGGUUGCUUGGAAGUUUUGGGAGAAGAAGAAAAUUAUUAAGGAAAAGAAAGCCCAGGCAUCUGAAGCAGAGAAAGAGCCCUUACUGGAAGAGUUUGAACGGGAAAAGAAGGAUGCCAAAGCAGAGUAUGAGAAACUGAAGAAAGAAUUGGACCAAGCAAGGAUAGUCAAUGGCUCAGAAUGGAAUCGCAUUCAAAACCAUAAGAAUCCAAAUGUAACCUUGCUAAAUUCAGAUGGUAAAUCCAGCACCCCUUUCUCUAGCGGUCAUCACUAUUGGGAGGUUGAUGUUGGUGAAAAAAACUGGGCCGCGGGUUUAGUCAAAGAAGGUGUCGAAUUGAAAGGUGGAUGGGACGUUUUAAAGAAUAUGUCUCCUGACAAAGGAGUGUGGGCUUUGGCUCAUAAAAGUAACCUUGGCUACCGUGCCCUGAUCCCAACAUCCACUGGUCCAUUUCCCAUCACUCCUGCAUCAGACCCUAAAAAAUUAGGAUGUCUUCUUGACUGGGAUGAAAAGCAGCUAUCUAUCUAUGAUGUGGGGAGAACGCACAGGCUCUUCACCUUUGAUUGUGACUCUGACAAACCUGUUUAUCCAUUUCUCCGCCUAAAUAUUUGAUACUCGUGACCAUAUACAGCCCAACACAUUGAAACGGGGAGUACAUACAAAUGGAUUUCAUCUGUGCCACUCAGGAGGGACAGUGUGUGCAUCUGUGUAUGAAUGUGUGCAAGUGAGUCUUAUUAUAGAUUUUUGAAGGUGUCUCCAUUUAAUUAGUAACUCAUGACAGAAAUUAUGAAUGUCAGCAUUUUUUGAAGAAAAUCUUACUAUUUUAUUUUUAACUCUAAUCUCCUAAACUAAAAUUGUCUAAACUUAUUAUGGAGUUGCAGCAAAAAUUAUGAUUGAGGAAUUCUCUACACAACACACAUUUCAGCUUCAAUUUAGAAUGAAAUGCUCUUGAAAAAUUAUUUUAUUCCACUCCAGCAAUUUCACUCAGGUUGACAUUGGUUCAAGAUGAUCCCUUUUACAGCUAUUGUACUGUUGCAAAAGAAACAUACAUUUUAAAAUAACCUUGUAAGCAAAACUGUAAAGGGUUGUUGAUCAUAUUGAAGUGGCUUGAUGCUGUGUAUGAAAUAGUCACUGAUUGCAUGAAUAUGUGUUUUAUACUUAAAUCAAAUGCUGCUGUGCCACCUUGAAAUGUUAUUCGCAUUAAUAAUGUAAUCUUUAUCUACUUUCUUUCUUUGGUAAUACUGUCACAAAUUUUACAAAGCAUUACUGUAAUAAUAGAAUUCUAAAUAAUGUGUACAAAAUAUUUACAGUAUGUGGUGUAUUGACUCUGUACAAGAAUGUGUACAAGCUUGUCAACAGUAGAGUAACAUCAGUGGGCUAAGGUAGAUGGAAUGUGUACUGAUGUCCUGAGAGGGAGUCGAAACAAUUUGAAGAGCAUGAUUCAGUUUAAAAAGAAAAAAAAAUUGUGUUUUGACUAAUCACUUUAGGAAUUAAUGCAGUUUACAUUGAUCAUCUUCAUUGCUCAUUUAAAAGCAUUUUGAAAGUAAGUGUCAUAAAUGUUUAAAUUGUACAGUGAGACCUGCAGGUGUUCUUGUUCUUCCAGAGUAGCCUUUCAGGACUUUCAUUUAUGUCCGCCGAAUCAGUGGGAAGUGAAGAAAAAUUAGUUUUAGUAAGAGAAACAGCUUUUUGUAUUGCUUUGAAAUUGUGUUUGUAUGCUGCUUAUUUAAUGAGGCUGAUGUUAACAAGUGAUAUGAGGUAUCUUUUAUAAGGGCUUCCAAAUCUCGUAAUCUGUGGUCCUAUGCCUUGCUUAAAAUUAGCUGCUUUGUUCCUGCUAAAUCACACCUCUUAUUUUCUUUGAACAUUUUUUAGUAAAAUAAUAAUUAAAGGACAGUAUGAUACAAAAUGAAUUGUACUAAUUAUAUGUCAGUGUAUUUUUCAUUUUACCAAGGUGUUCUUUAGUAUUGUAUAAUUAACUCAUUGGUUCAUUCUUUUUCUAUAAUUGCUAGGACAGGGAACACAAAUGUCCCGUUGCCAUUUAACAAAAAUCUACUUUCAAAACGUUUUCAGACAUUACAGAUCAAUAAAACAUUACACUGUAAGAA
Molecule: messenger RNA, 2991 nt
Organism: Polypterus senegalus (gray bichir)
Lineage: Eukaryota; Metazoa; Chordata; Cladistia; Polypteriformes; Polypteridae
Product: butyrophilin subfamily 1 member A1-like
Exons: 12
Coding region: 134-1501 (455 amino acids)
Molecular function (GO): protein binding
Source: RefSeq, a predicted model, not a curated record